This is a messenger RNA of Phytophthora sojae, 549 nucleotides long. RefSeq lists its product as hypothetical. Gene Ontology annotation, biological process: trans-translation-dependent protein tagging. The transcript is spliced from 3 exons. Gene Ontology annotation, molecular function: RNA binding. The coding region runs from base 1 to 549 and encodes 182 amino acids. The record is from RefSeq and is a predicted model, not a curated record. NCBI's taxonomy places the organism in Eukaryota, Oomycota, Peronosporomycetes, Peronosporales, Peronosporaceae. Gene Ontology annotation, cellular component: cytosol.
AUGGAGCUGCUCGUUCGAGGCGCGCGUCUUGGCCAGGGGGGCCUACCACGCUCUUCUCCGUGGCUGUCUCAGAGUUGCCGAGGGCUCCGUGACUUCCCCAUCAAAAUUCUGUGUCGCAACCAGAAGUUCAUCCGCAAAGCUGCCGGAAGUUACUACGAGGUGGAGCGCGAGUGGAAUUUGGGCAUCGUGCUUAAACCUUCUGAGGUGAAGUCGCUGCGGGACCGGAACGCCGAUCUCUCCACCGCCUUUGGGGCUUUCUACAAGCACGAACUGUUCCUGCACGACCUGAGUAUUCCAGUAUGGCGGCAUGGACUCAUCGGCCGACCUGAGCCGACGCGAGUGCGUAAGCUGCUGGCAAACCGCUCCGAGCUCAAGAAACUGGAGGAGUUUGCCAAUCGACCCAAUGCUCAGCUGAUUCCGAUGCGGAUUGAAGUGGGCAACACCGGCUGGAUCAAGGUUAUCUUGGCGGCGUGCUUCAAGCGGGGCCAAGUGGACAACCGCCGGCGCGACGACCAACGAGAAAUCAAGCGCCAGCUGCGCGACUGGUAA